GCCGAAGUUCAUAUUUGUACUAGACGAUGACAGCGCAGUUCGUUUUCGUCCCUUCUUGCCCCCGCCAUCGUCCUGUCGGUGUCGUUCUCGAGCUCAUCGUUCACCACCGACGUUGAGCACUGCUCGUUCGGUCCAGUCUUUCCUUUAAACCCACUUUCUCUCCAAUAGUCGCUCUUUGUUUCUCUCCCCAACAAUCUAUAUUCAAAUCAUGGACCAUACCGCAGUUACCAUCGACACGUUCUCAGAGGACGUCAACGUUGCUGAUAAGAAGAGGCUCGAUGCCUUCAAACUCGGCAAUGCUAUGCCAUCCGAAUCAAACUCUGCAGCUCGCAGGUCCUCACAUUCCCGUUCGCGUUCUCGCAACCAUUCGUUAUCUCUUUCUUCUCUGUCUGCCUCCGCGAGCACCUCUAUGUCUGUAAUGAAUACAGCCAAGCUCGAAUCCCCUCCACCUUCACCUGUUCGAUCAUCUUUAGGUUCUUCUAAGCGGAACUCACAUCAUAGAAGGCGUUCGUCUGUAUCCACUCGCCAUGAAUCCGCUGAGAUGAUGGGCAUCGCUUUGCCCGCGAUUCCAGUAUCUUCAGAUGACAACAUUAACCUUGGUGACAAGGAUUCUAUUCGUCGCAGAGCACUUUGGACGCUCGAGGGCAAGACUGAUGUCGGAACCUUCUCUAAGGUGGACAUCCCCGAGAUUGACACUCCGGAAUGCCCUCAACGCCCAUUUGAGUUUCCAACGAAGCCCUCGUAUCCUCCUGGUGUGGGUGCAGGCUUCGGCGGCGGUCUCAGCUCUAUCAUGGGCAACAAGCGGGACCGUGACUCUUUUGGCAAGUUUAUGUCUUCGUCAGGUUCGAUAGAACAAUUGGGGACUCUGUUAGAGGAAGAAGAGGAGGAAGAGGACAACAAUGUCACGAUGACCUCUAGCCCAGUUGAGGAAGUUGCAGAACCCACUGUCGUCGUGACCACUCCAUCUCCUGCACCCGUCAGGCAUCGCCCAGCAAGCCUCAAUCUGAAGCCUCUCGCUCUCGCAUCUUCUCAAGCGUUGUCGUACGGCGAUCUUCCCACACCUUCACCUUCGCCUAACGUCCGUUCUGGCUUGAGGUCUCUCACGCUGACCACAAACCCAGAUCCCAGCGAGGAAACCGUCCAGUUUGGCAGUUCAAACCGCAAGCGCCACUCAAUGAUGGUCACAUCUACAACCUCAGCGUCCGCAACAUUGGCGCGACGUCCUUCAUUGAACAUCUCGUCGGAUGUGCAAAGCACUGUUCCAUCUUCUACGCCUAUCCGACGCACCAGUAUUUCUUACCAUUCAUCCUCAGAUUCAGGUCCACUUAUGAACUUUGGUCUUCCUACACCCGAUAUGACCCCGAUCUCCGAGAAGCGAUACUCGAGCUCCAGCAUGGACAGUGACUACAGUCGUGCCUCUUCACGUGGAUCACGUCCGCUCUCCGUUACGGAGCAGCAUUUUUUAUUCCAAGCCCAUCAGACGCUUGUUCAGCGCAUAAGUGAUCUUGAACGUGCACUGUCUGCACGGCCGCGCUCUCGCCCUCAGUCCUACGCUUCGGAUGUCUCGGCUCAGAGCGAGCCACCAAGCGAUGAAAUGCUGCAGUUGAUUGCGGAUCUGAAAUCGGAACGAGAUGAGUUGAAGAGGGACGUUGACGGAUGGCGCGCGAGGCUUGCUGACUCCGAGAAGCAGCUUGGUGUGCUGAUGCGACGUGUCGAAAAUGAACGUCGUGACGCAUGGGUUGCUCGCGAACGAGUUGGAUUACUCGAGAUCGAGAAGAGUACCUUACAGAAGACGAUCGAAGAGAAGACAGCCUGGGGAGAGGACGGGUGGAACAAGUAUCACGACGCAAGGUCCGAAUUGGACAACGUUCGUCAAGAGUGCAUGUCGCUCCAGAUCCAAGUGCAGCAACACUCUGAAUGCCCGAAUGAACUUUCCGCCGUUCAGGAAGCAUUACGAUCGGAACGAAGCAGAAGAGAGGAACUUGAACGUGAGUUGGAAGUUGCAGGUCUCCUAGCAACCCCAACUCCUCGGACGUUUGAGUACAAGGGUCUCCCCUCCAAACCUGUCUCUGCAUCAGUAUCUAGGCCGUUUGCCAGGCGAGGUGGUCUUGGAUUCAGAUCCAUUGAUUCCGCAGGUUCAUUCACGGAUGUCGAAUCCCUCGAUGGCACCGAUCGUCCUCAUUUCGAGCUGAAAGCUGUGCAAGAGGAAGAUGAGACGGACAGUCGAGAUGACGCCACCGACUGCUCGGAUAAUGAUAAUGAACUAGCUGGAUAUGAGGAUGAGGAUGAGAAUGACGCUUAUGCAUUCAACUCCUCGUCAUCAGCGUCUUCACUCGGCUCCAUUCAGGACAUGCAUCGUCAAGUUAACGUUCACAGCGAGGAGGAUUCUUUCGACGUGCCACCUCUCACCGCGUCCAGCCGCUGCAAUUCGACGUCUCCUUCACCCUUACCUUCACCCGAACCAGGUCAUGUUCGCCGUGCAUCGCUGUCAAAGACAUGGACUUUCCCUCUCAAGGCGGAGGUUCCUUACGAACGUGAAAUAGAUGAGAUUGAUCGGUUCUUUGGUUGCUUGGAGGAUGUGGAUGAUUCUCCUCCCCUCGGAAGAUUUACUUCCGCGGAAAGUGGAAAGAACAUAUUCUCUCAGGCAUUGGGUGAGAGUGACGAUGAACUCCCACCAUUCAUACUACCUGCGGACGUCGGUGUGGAGGUUGACAGUCCUCGGCAGCAUGACCAGCCGAAGACUGCUUUGGAUGUUGUGCUAGAAGAAGAGGAAGAAGAGGACGACGAAGAGAUCGAUAACCCUGAAUUGUUGAACGUCGCUGAUGAUGAGUUUGUAGGUCAAGAGGUGGAGGGGGGCAUUAUCUUUACCUUCAACCCUCCGCCUUUCUUUGAAGGGCCGGAGGAUGCUUCUCUAGAUUCUUCGGCUACUUCCGAUAUUCAGCCCUCCACUCCGUCGUCUCGAUCCUCACCGUCUUCAAUUCCCCGACCGACAACUACGAAGUCGUUCACGCUGUCACCUGUAUUGACUACGCCAGUUAAGCCAGUUCCAUCUGCGUUCGCUGGUUUUUCGCCUUCCUCUUUCUCGACACCACCUAGCAGAUGGAGCCCAUCGCCAACAUCCAUUCCCGCCAUAGGCCCCCGACCUUCGACUUCGGUCUCCCCUCCUGUCAUAAGGAAUAAACCGGCAUCUUUCCUUCCACAACCUCGACGAUCCUCUCCUGUGAUCUCAAGAAUACCGGUGCCUUCUACAAGGCCGACUAGCCCCUUAUCAAAGGCUUCCACGACAUCGAUGAUUCCAUCUCUGCGCAGCCCAAUCCGGUCUCGGAGAUGAAAUGCGAUGUGCAAUGUAUACCAGCACCCUCCACGCCAACUCUUUCUUUGUCAUCGCCCUUCAAUUCACCUACCCUUGCAGCCCGAUUAUCUCAUACGCUCACGAACUUCAUUCCAGUGUCAUCACUAGCAUCUUGGUCCCCUCUCUCUUCCAAGCUUACUUCUCCCGUCCACAUGUACAACAUCCCUACACCCUCUGAUCCAGUCUCUCCUUCUGGCGACACGUAUGGUGCCCAUCUUUCAAAGCCAUUUCCUCGAGGCCAGUUAUUUGUGUCGAAGGAGAAACAAUUGGAAAAGCUACGAUUGCGGUUAGAGGCAGAACGGAGGAUUUUCGACAGGCAUCGAUCGGCCCCGAUCUUCACAAGAAACAUUUCUGGAAGUAUUGUGCAGAUCUGAUCGUGUUUGGUACGUUUCGUUGUGAUGCAUCUGCGGCGGGAACCUACCCCAGGACUUUUAUUGCUGCGCCCUUCUUGAUUCACUUUGUAAAACACUUUUUUCUUCUUUUCACCGUGGACAUGUGCAUUCUGGCUGUCUCCCUCGGCCAUAUUUCCCCACCUCAUCAACCCUCAUUGAUGUCCAUCUGAACGUUUUCGAGAUGAGCUUGAUGCUCGUACCUUUUGAUGUUGCAAUUAACUAUGUGCAGAUUUGUGUAUACCACCCUCGACCUUUCAACGAUCGCAGGACCGCCAGUACUGCAGUCCAGUAUUGAGCUUCCAUGCUUCGUACCUAUGACUUCCCAUGUGUGUUAUGACUUGAUUAUUAAAUAACAGAUCCAUAUCACCAGAU
Messenger RNA from Somion occarium, 4116 nucleotides. NCBI's taxonomy places the organism in Eukaryota, Fungi, Basidiomycota, Agaricomycetes, Polyporales, Cerrenaceae. The record is from the annotation of a GenBank genome assembly.